UUGCGGAAGAGACCUCUCGGAGAGAGUUGUCGAGUCGAUUGCCUUGUAAAUGGAAAUGGCGACUUUCCCCGCCGCGUCAUUAACGUCCAUCUCCUUAAAGGGGUUAUUUUGUUUCUUUAUUUUACAGUUAUCAUGUAUUGAACCAUUAACCGCCGUGUCAGAACCAGGCAAAUGGAUCUUGAGGGUGGACAACAACCUGCUAAAAAAUGAGCAGUACUUUGUUUUUCCGAAGACCAUGUUCAACAACACCGUCAUAGAACUGAAAUGGACGCCACACUGCCCGGACACCAACGUCAGUCUGACUGUGUCCUGGUACCUGCGAAGCUCGCGGUGCUACGACGAAAUCUUCACUAGUGCACUUGGUCAGUACUUUGACUCGGACAGAGUGUUGCAGACGGGGGGUACUGGCUCCUACAUCACUCAUCGUUACAACACCAUCCUGUGUUCGUCACACGCGGCUCCAAUGGCGUUUGUAUUGCAGAAAUAUGACACUCCACAAAAGCUGAAAGAUUUGGAAAAUGUGCAGCAGCCGACAGGGGAGGGGCGUCGCAGGCGGGACACAGCUGGUGCUGAGGCUGGGAAGCCUGAACAAAACCCAGCAGAAGCUGCAGCGGUGCCUGCAGCGGUGCAGCAAGCUGAGAAGCCGCCUGCAAAGGAUGUUGAGAAGGAGGCUGCCAAGGAGACUGCAAAGGAGGCCCCUGUAAAGAACGCCCCUGCUGAAGCCAAGCCAGCAGAAAACAACAAGGCUGUUGCAGCUAGUGAACGGCCCCACUAUGCCAUAGCGCGCACCUGGGAGGACGCCCCCUACCUCUUCAUCCUGCACAUCUCCAGUGACAAGCCAGAGGCCAAAUGGGACGCACAGUUUGAGAUCAGCAUGCGAGGCCCCCAUGACUUCAUCUCAGCCUCUGAAUGGCCCCUCAUGAUCUUCUACAUGGUCAUGUGCAUCAUCUACGUGGUGCUGGGGGUGCUUUGGCUGGCCUUGUCGGCCUGCUACUGGAGGGACCUGCUCCGCAUCCAGUUCUGGAUAGGAGGCGUCAUCUUCCUGGGCAUGCUGGAGAAGGCCGUCUUCUACGCAGAGUUCCAGAGCAUACGCUACGACGGCCUGUCAGUACAAGGAGCGGUGGUGUUUGCUGAAAUUCUGUCUGCUGUGAAGAGAACUUUGGCUCGAGUUCUUGUCAUCAUUGCCAGCCUGGGAUAUGGCAUCGUCAAGCCUCGUCUGGGGGCUCUGCUGCACAGGGUGGUGGGCGUGGGUAUGCUCUACCUCAUUUUCUCCAUUGUGGAGGGAGUGCUGCGCGUCAACUCAAAGGAUCAGGACAACUCCAGUCGGUUGCUGUGUGACGUUGUGCUGGCCGUCACUGACUCCUGUAUUGUCUGGUGGAUCUUCAUCAGCCUGGCCCAGACCAUGAAGCUGCUGAGACUGAGGAGGAACGUGGUAAAGCUCUCGCUCUACAGGCACUUCACCAACACACUCAUCUUCGCGGUCAUUGCCUCUGUGAUCUUCAUCGUGUGGAGCACCCACACCUUCAAGUUCUCCAAAUGUCAAUCGGACUGGAGGGAGUUGUGGAUAGAUGAUGCCUUCUGGCGGUUCCUGUUCUCCACCAUCCUGCUGGUCAUCAUGUUCCUAUGGAGGCCCUCCGCCAACAACCAGAGGUAUGCGUUCAGUCCCCUGGUGGAUGAGGAGAGUGAUGAGGAAGAGAAGGAACAGCUGGUCAACGAUGCUUUUGAGGGGGUUAAGAUGAGGGGAAUGAAAGCAGAAACUAAUGGAGCUGCCAAGCCUAAUAAAGUGGAUGAAGACCUGAAGUGGGUGGAGGAGAACAUCCCCUCAUCGAUGGCUGAUGUUGCACUACCUCCUCUGCUGGAUUCUGAUGAGGAGGCGGUGGCAACCAAAUUCGAGAUGUCGAAAAUGGAGUAGUGUGGCGGCUUGACUGUACUAUGUAAUGUAAAUACUGGUGUGUGUGUGUGUGUGUGCUUGAAUGUGUGCUUGUGUGCGUGUUUGUGUGUGUGUGUGUGUGUGUGUGUGUGUGUGUGUGUGUGUGUGUGUGUGUGUGUGUGUGUGUGUGUGUGUGUGUGUGUGUGUGUGUGUGUGUGUGUGUGUGUGUGUGUGCGUGUGUGUGUGUUUUCGUUGUUGUGGGAGAUGGCAGGCGAUGCUACAAGAAUGUUUGCUUUUUUGUGCACCUGUGUGUGUGUGUGUGUGUGUGUGUGUGUGUGUGUGUGUGUGUGUGUGUGUGUGUGUGUGUGUGUGUGUGCGCGUGCGCGCACACGCGUGUUGACGUUGAAGAUUGUAGGGAAUGCCGUUUGUGUGUGUGUGUGUCUGUCUGCCUGCCUGUCUUUCUGUCUGUCUGUGUGUUUCUUUUACCCCCAGAGUACAAGUUUCAUAAGCGUCUUAUGUACAUACGACUGACAGAAGGCAGUGUGGCUUACUGAUGAUGUGAGGGACUUUUUAUUUCCUUCUUAUGGCUUUGUUUGUAUUUAUUUUUUCACUGGAAACGGCUCUGUUCUUUUAAUAAUAAUAAUUUUGUUACGGACUGUACCAUGCCUUUUGACUGUUGUUUACAUAUAUGAAGUCAAUAAAAAACAACAUCACGGUUGGCUGUAAC
Engraulis encrasicolus (European anchovy) is the source of this 2597-nucleotide messenger RNA. RefSeq names its product Transmembrane protein 87A-like (gene tmem87a). The coding region runs from base 50 to 1912 and encodes 620 amino acids. The transcript has 21 exons. The record is from RefSeq and is a predicted model, not a curated record. Gene Ontology annotation, cellular component: membrane; Golgi apparatus. Gene Ontology annotation, biological process: retrograde transport, endosome to Golgi. NCBI's taxonomy places the organism in Eukaryota, Metazoa, Chordata, Actinopteri, Clupeiformes, Engraulidae.